AUGACUUGGACUCCUUCCGGACCGCAAGCAUCGCUUGACCUCACUCACGUCCUCUACGACGAUGACUCUUACUUCUCUUUGGCGUUGGCCCUCCUAACACUUUCGCCGAUCUUGCUUAUGCCAGCCUAUGCUGCUCUUGCUGUUCAGACGCGUGAAUAUGUCAUCAUAAUAAUGUGGGCGGGGCAACUAAUCGGCGAGGUACUCAACCUUGUCAUCAAGCAUACUGUGAAGCAAGCGCGCCCUUCAUAUAGCGCUGCCAAUGGGUAUGGGUUUCCUUCCAGCCACAGCCAAUACAUGGGUUAUUUCGCAACGUACCUGGUUUUACACCUCUACUGUCGCCAUCGAUUCGCGUCAAGUGGCUACAAGCUAUUGGAUGGAGCUUGGAGGCUUGCGCUUUACGCUGCUAUUAUAUCUUGGGCUGGCGUAGUAGCUUAUUCUCGGUACUAUCUUCGGUACCACAGCCCGUCGCAGAUUUGGUGGGGCUUGGGCAUCGGAACGGGAUUAGGGGCGGCUACCUAUACGUUUGCCGAACUUCUCCCUCGGAAACGUCCGCACUCGGCGCUCGCAAAGCUAAAAACCUGGCUUGUGCGAAAUCCAGUCUCCAACUGGUUGCAAAUUCGCGAUGGAUGGGAUGUAUGGGCUGAUGGUGGCAGGGAGACAGAAUGGCUACGAUGGAGGGACGAGUGGGAACGGCGUCGAGUAGAAAAAUCGAAAUAG
Mycena indigotica is the source of this 717-nucleotide messenger RNA. Its product is annotated as acidPPc domain-containing protein. Gene Ontology annotation, molecular function: sphingosine-1-phosphate phosphatase activity. Bases 1 to 717 code for a protein of 238 amino acids. The transcript has 4 exons. NCBI's taxonomy places the organism in Eukaryota, Fungi, Basidiomycota, Agaricomycetes, Agaricales, Mycenaceae. The record is from RefSeq and is a predicted model, not a curated record.